AUGUCUAUUCCAAUUCCCGGUAUCAAAGAUAUCUCCAAACUCAAAUUUUUCUAUGGUUUCAAGUAUCUAUGGAACCCAACGGUGCAUGACAAAAUCUUCGAUAAACUGGAUAUAACGAAAACGUAUAAAAAUCCCAAGAAGUUGAAAGUGCUCGAUCUGUAUCCUGGUGUUGGUGUACAAUCCGCCAUGUUUUACAAUAGAUACUCGCCCCAGCAAUAUUCUAUGAUGGAAAGACGCUCGAGUCUUUACAAAUUUCUGCAAGCAAACUUCAAAGAUUCUCCCUUACAGAUACUAAAAAGAGAUCCGUACGACUGGUCAACCUACUUGCAUUUAAUCGAUGAAGAGCGAUUGUUUGUUCCCGAGGUUCAGCCAUCAGACCGUAUCAACGAUAGCUUUCUAACCGUGGCUAACGUAACAGGUGAAGGCUCAGAAGGCCUUAUUAUGCAGUGGCUGUCAUGCAUAGGAAAUAAGAACUGGUUGUAUAGAUUUGGAAAAAUGAAGAUGUUACUGUGGAUGCCAAGUACCACUGCCAGAAAGCUUCUGGCAAGACCAAGCAUGCGUUCCAGAUCGAAAUGUUCAGUGGUAAGAGAAGCGUUUACAGAUACUAAACUGAUUGCCAUAUCUGAUAGAGACGAGUUGAAGGGGUUUGAUAGUAAAUGUUUAGAAGAGUGGGAUCCCAUUGUGUUUAGUGCCGCGGACAUCUGGCCUACAAAAGGGAAGCCAAUCGCAUUGGUAGAGAUGGAUCCAACUGAUUUUGACUUUGAUGUUGAGAACUGGGAUUAUGUCACGAGGCACUUAAUGAUUCUCAAAAGAACGCCACUAAACAUUGUCAUGGACUCGCURGGACAUGGAGGGCAGCUAUACUUCAAUAGUAGAAUUACUGAUAAGGAACUGCUGAAAAAGUGUCCCAUUGAUUUAACAAAUGAUGAAUUUAUAUACAUAACGAAACUUUUCACAGAGUGGCCUUUCAAACCUGAUAUUUUGAUGGACUUCGUUGAUAUAAAUCAAACAGAGCAUUCUGGUUAA
Saccharomyces eubayanus is the source of this 1026-nucleotide messenger RNA. It is a transcript of the gene MTF1, whose product is annotated as RNA polymerase specificity factor. The record is from RefSeq and is a predicted model, not a curated record. Gene Ontology annotation, biological process: transcription initiation at mitochondrial promoter. Gene Ontology annotation, cellular component: mitochondrion; mitochondrial DNA-directed RNA polymerase complex; mitochondrial matrix. Gene Ontology annotation, molecular function: mitochondrial transcription factor activity. Bases 1 to 1026 code for a protein of 341 amino acids. The transcript has a single exon. NCBI's taxonomy places the organism in Eukaryota, Fungi, Ascomycota, Saccharomycetes, Saccharomycetales, Saccharomycetaceae.